AUGGCUGAUCAAUUGAACAUGAACGGCCUGUCUCUUGGCGAGUCCAAGCACGCCGGCGGUCCUCACGGCGGCAUCGGCCGCUCUGCCUACAUUCCUCCUCACCUGCGCAGCCGCGGUGGCGGUCCUCCUCCGAUGGACAAUCUUGACGGUGCGGCUCCAGCUGCCAACCUCAACGGCAGCGCCUGGGCUAGCAACGGCGGCGGCAACCCUGGCUGGAACGGCGCUCCUCCUGCAGGCCCGCCUCAACAGAAUGGUUGGAACGGACAGCCAACACGCGCUUUCAACCCCGAUGCGUAUGGCGCUCCAGGUGGCGGAUAUUCUGGCGGCGGUGGUGGUCACUACGGCGGUGGCGGUGGUGGCGGCCGCGCUCAAGGCUCUGGUGACGGUCAAUGGCGUGAUGGGCGUCACGUUCCAGGCCCUUCGAACCCCAAGACUGAGCGAGAGUUGUUCGGCGACGCCAAUGAUUCGAGCAAACAACAGACCGGUAUCAACUUUGCCAACUACGAUGACAUUCCGGUUGAGGCUUCUGGUCAAGACGUGCCAGAGCCCGUCACCACAUUCACCAACCCUCCUCUCGACGACCACCUCAUCAGCAACAUUGCGCUUGCUCGCUACACGGUUCCUACCCCUGUUCAGAAGUACUCCAUCCCCAUUGUGAUGGGCGGUCGAGAUCUCAUGGCUUGUGCACAGACUGGUUCCGGAAAGACUGGUGGCUUUUUGUUCCCCAUCUUGUCUCAGGCUUUCCAGACCGGCCCCAGCAGUGGUGCCCCUCAGGGUGGCGGCUUCCGUCAACGCAAGGCUUUCCCGACUUCUUUGAUCCUGGCUCCUACUCGCGAGUUGGUGUCUCAGAUCUACGAUGAGGCCCGCAAGUUCGCCUACCGUUCUUGGGUUCGUCCUUGCGUCGUCUACGGUGGUGCUGACAUCGGCACACAGCUGCGCUCCAUUGAACGCGGCUGCGAUCUCCUGGUGGCCACUCCUGGUCGCUUGGUCGAUCUCAUUGAGCGCGGUCGCAUCUCUCUGGCCAACAUUAAGUAUCUUGUCCUGGAUGAGGCUGAUCGCAUGUUGGACAUGGGUUUCGAGCCCCAGAUUCGUCGCAUUGUUGAAGGCGAAGACAUGCCUUCGGUGCAGAACCGCCAAACCCUCAUGUUCUCCGCAACAUUUCCUCGCGACAUCCAGUUGCUCGCUCGCGAUUUCUUGAAGGAUUAUGUUUUCUUGUCUGUUGGUCGUGUUGGAUCUACCUCAGAGAACAUCACCCAGAAGAUCGAAUACGUCGAGGAUGUCGACAAGCGCUCCGUCCUUCUGGAUAUCCUCCACACACACGCUGGUGGUCUCACUCUCAUCUUCGUUGAGACCAAGCGCAUGGCCGAUACCUUGUCCGAUUUCUUGAUCAACCAGGGUCUUCCGGCGACUGCUAUUCAUGGUGAUCGUACUCAGCGUGAGCGUGAGCGCGCGUUGGAGUAUUUCCGCAACGGUCGCUGCCCCAUCCUGGUUGCCACUGCCGUGGCUGCUCGAGGUCUUGAUAUUCCCAAUGUCACCCACGUCGUCAAUUACGAUCUCCCUACCGAUAUUGAUGACUAUGUCCACCGUAUCGGUCGUACUGGUCGUGCUGGCAACACUGGUAUAUCCACUGCUUUCUUUAACCGCGGUAACCGUGGCAUUGUCCGUGACCUCCUUGAGCUGCUCAAGGAAGCUCACCAGGACGUUCCUAGCUUUUUGGAAAACAUCGCUCGGGAGUCCUCUGGCUUCGGUGGAGGCGGCCGUGGUCGCGGUGGCGGUCGUGGCCGCGGUGGAGGUGCGACUCGCGACAUGCGUCGUUAUACUACGGCUGUGACUGCCUUCACUAAACACAAGGACGGCCAGCACGUGCUUUCCUCAUCGUUCCUUCCAACAUACACAACGCCCUCUUCACCCUACGGCAAGGAAGCGGAUUACGUCUACUUGUCCUACUUUCUGCUCAAGGUUGCGCCUCUUCUGUCAACGACCAAGGCGUGGCGCGAUCUUUGGCAGGUUACAGUCCCUCAAAGUGCAUGGACAUCUGAUGCAGUUAGACAUGCACUAGUCGCCAUGGCUGCAAGCUAUGAGGGCCUCAAGCACAACGCCGACAGACAAGCGGUUGUGCUGAAGCAGGUCAACCUUGCCAUCGGUGCUUUUCGUCAGGAAAAGAUCAUUGGACUGCUUUCAGAUAGCAAUGGAAGUUCAGAUUCGGACCGUCUAUCAAGCUCAGAAACACUGGCGGCUUGCUUCAGCCACAUGGGCUGGGGCGCAAAGAUCCUACGGCAAGCAAUGAUCCAAAGUCGUGCUAGCAGCAGCACACAGGAGGCAUCGUCGAUGCCGCUCUCCGACAUCGCCAAGACGAUAGCACCCUCGUUCAUGGUUGUUCUGAAUGAGUCGUUGACGGAAGCAGAUAUGCCGGUUGGAGCUUACCUAUCCGAAGACAAUAAGAACAUCUGGACAGAACUGCUUAGGUUUCGAUCAUCCUUCAAGGAGUACUUCCAGAAAUGGAUGGACCAGAUCUGGCCUUCAGUCAAUCGUGAACUCAAAGCGCAUCUACUCACCAGCUGGGCCAUGAUGAACCAUGCUAUCAGCUCCGUCCUAUAUCCAGAUCUGGUAUCCUUCAACGCACAGGAUCCAAUCAAGCACGCCAGUGUUAUUGAAGAGGAGCUCCGUGAGAAUGGCAAAUUGUAUACUCUCGGUCACCUCACUGCUUUCGCGGACUUCCUCCUCAAAGACAUAGACGCGUUUCUGCUCAAUCUCCCAGGCUUGGACUCUUACAAGCUCGAAAUCUUGAGCCGCGCAUGUCGGCAGGCAGCUACUGGAGCAACAGACCAGAACCAAGGUGUGCAGUCAUGA
Molecule: messenger RNA, 2850 nt
Organism: Cyphellophora attinorum
Lineage: Eukaryota; Fungi; Ascomycota; Eurotiomycetes; Chaetothyriales; Cyphellophoraceae
Product: ATP-dependent RNA helicase DED1
Exons: 5
Coding region: 1-2850 (949 amino acids)
Cellular component (GO): nucleus
Molecular function (GO): ATP binding; RNA binding; RNA helicase activity
Source: RefSeq, a predicted model, not a curated record